Messenger RNA from Oncorhynchus tshawytscha (Chinook salmon), 9743 nucleotides. RefSeq names its product AT-rich interactive domain-containing protein 1B-like. Gene Ontology annotation, molecular function: nucleosome binding; DNA binding. Gene Ontology annotation, cellular component: SWI/SNF complex; nBAF complex; nucleoplasm. Gene Ontology annotation, biological process: chromatin remodeling; positive regulation of DNA-templated transcription; regulation of transcription by RNA polymerase II. The transcript has 22 exons. The record is from RefSeq and is a predicted model, not a curated record. Bases 376 to 7743 code for a protein of 2455 amino acids. NCBI's taxonomy places the organism in Eukaryota, Metazoa, Chordata, Actinopteri, Salmoniformes, Salmonidae.
UUGAGUAGACAUCUUCAUUUAUCCACCAUCAUUGGCUAGAGCCCUUGAUUCUCAACGCUCGCUGUUUUCGCUGAUGCCAUGCUGGGCUAGGGGCUUCGGAGAGAAAAGGCAUUUGCCUGUAUCCGGGUUAGACAUGGAAGGAAAAAAGUUUCAUGUCUGUCUGAAAACGUAUAACAUGAGCUUGCUCUAAAAGACGGUAUUUAUGCGGAUAUUCGAUACUCUUGCGCUUUUUCAUUUUACGCUAACGUCGUUUUCUUGUUAGCUAACGUUAGCUGUCUGGCUUCUUUUGUGUUCUGCUUUUCUUCCUCUUUUUUUUCAUUAGCCAGUUAGCUUGCUAGCUCGACUGGACUUUAUGCCUGAGAUGUGGACUUGAUCAUGGCCGCACAAGUGGCAACAGCCCCAACAUCAAAUGGUAAGAAAAGGUCGAAUUUAGCUAGUAGCUUGAGUCAAGAUUUGAAAUCUGGCAAGUCUGGAGUAGUUGGUGGAGCUGUGCUUGGGGUAGGAAAUGGGACUAACGUUCAUGCUAUGAAUAAUGUAGAACGCCAUGAACUGAACCCGACCAGUAGAGCUCGAGCUUCUCCUGCAAACAACGAUUCGAAUCCACGUGAGAAGGAAAGUAGAGAUUCUAGAUCGGCGUCUUUUUCGACUUCAAAUUCUAGCAUGGAGACGGGAAUGUUUGUUAGUCAUAAAGUGAAAAAUGUUGGUGGUGAAGAUACUCCAUCUCUCCACCACACACCUCCUCAGCAACAGCCAUUCAACCAAUUCCUUCAGCACCAACAACGCCAAAUUCAGAACAACAACCAGCAGUCGCUACAUGGAGAAAGUGGAAACCGCCAACAUGGGGAAAGUGGAAACCGCCAACAUGGAGGAAAAGGGAAUGUUGUUUUAGGGAAUACAGUCGAACGCCAUCAGCAACAGGAAAUGCUGAAUAAAAAUGAGGACGACCAACCGAGCAAAACGGAAGACCGGUUGGACAGCAGGUACGAGCAUGCCAGUUCGGGACCAACAAAUAACAUCAACACGUCCCAAGGUGGUACCAGCUCGGUUUCGGAGUUUAAUAGUUAUUAUGGAAAUGGUAAAGGAGGGCCUUGCUUUGAUCAACAUGGCGGACAACAAAGCCCUGGGUCUGGGAUAAUGCAUUCGGUACAACAGAAUAUGGAUCAAGUUCAACAAAACUCCCACGAAGGGUACCACAACAACCCGUACAACCACUACCCGGCUUACCGACCUGGCUACGGUAAUAGUGGAUAUGGGAUGAUGAGUCCCUCUCGGCAGGGGAACAACAUGAUGGGCCUAGGCAGCAACACGGCUGCUGCUAAUCAUAGCAAAGCUGCCAUGGCCGCUGCCUCUUCUGGUGGUGCUAAUGUUGGAGGGUUUCAGAGAUUUCCAGGGCAAACUCAGCAACAUCCUUCGGGGGCUACCCCAACUCUAAACCAGCUACUGACAUCCCCGAGUCCUAUGAUGCGGGGCUAUGGCGGUGGCUAUCAAGAUUACACUAAUCCCUCUGCUCAACAACAACAAUCAAGCAUGGGGCUGACCAAAGACAUAAACCCCCAAUACGGUUCAGUUACACAUGUUUGGGGAGGACAACAAAGAAAUCACCCUGCCAUGAGCCCUGGAAACAACGGACAAGGAAGCGGCAGAUCACAGGUGCCACCCAUGGACGCCAUGGCCAUGAAGCGCUCUCAGCUCUACGGCAUAGGCAACAACCCUUACUCCCAGCAACAACAGGGCGGGGGCGGGUCUUACCCUGGCCAGCCAUAUGGAUCGCCUUCUCCUCACCGCUAUCCAAUGGGAAUGCACGGGAGGGGUCAGGUGGGCAUGAGUGGAAUGCAGUAUCCUCAACAGCAGCAGCAGAUGGUAGCCCAGUAUGGACAGCAGCAUCAGGGGCAGCAGGGUGGGUACUGCCAGCCGCAGGGCCAGUCCCCGUACUUCAGCCCUCCCCAGCAACAGCCCACCGCCCCCACACAGCCCCCCUACAUGCAGCCACGCCCACCACCACCACAACAGGAUGUGUCACAGGAGGGCUAUGGCAACAGGGGCCAGUCUGCUAUGACCCCUGGGAAGCCCAACCAUGAGGAGAUGGGCCUCAGCCAGCAGGACAGACCUUCCAGUCUACCUGACCUGUCUGGCACCAUAGAUGACCUUCCUACGGGCACAGAGGUGGCCGUCAGCUCAGCGGUCAGUGCUUCGGGGUCCACCAGCAGCCAGGGCGAGCAGAGUAACCCGGCCCAGUCGCCUUUCUCUCCCCAUGUAUCCCCGCGCCUCCCCGGCCUGCGCAGCGGCCCCUCGCCCUCCCCCGUGGGAUCACCUGUUGGCUCCAGCCAAUCACGCUCUGGCCCAAUCUCCCCCGCCAGCGUCCCAGGCACCCAGAUGGCCCCCCAGACCCCUGGGAACAUGUCUGAUGUGGGCUCCCAUUCCACCCUGAGCCAGUCCCCCAUGUCUCAGGAGAGAGGGUUCCCACCUGCCAUGCAGCGGAACACCCCAGGCCCCCAGCAGUCGGGCCAGGGGCCCCCCGUGUCCCCUCACCCCUCCCUGGGAGGCUCCAUGCACCCGGGCUCCUAUCAUCAGCAGCAGCAGGGGGGCCCUGGCCCCUCGUACGGAUCCCAGACCAGCCAGUACGGCCCCCAAGGUAACUACCCCAGGCCCCCGAACUACGGCGGGGCUCCCAGUGCCAACUACAGCGGCCCCGGCCCUGGCAUGAGCAACAGUUUGGGCAUGAACGCCAGCAGCCCCAUGCAUGGCCAGGGCCCCGGACAGCCCUGUGGCUCCAUGCCCGCCGGGCGAGGCUUGGGUCCAGGGGCCAGUGGGCGCCCCUACCCCUGUGCCACCACCAACACCAUGGCCCCCACCUCUCCCAGCAUGCCGCAGCCUGCCGGACAGGGUCAGGGCAUGAGACCGCCCCUGCCCAACGUUAAUCGCAAGCCGGGCCACGAGGCAGGCCCCGGCCCCAACGCCAUGCAGGGUCCAAACGCUGGUUCCAACCCCUCUGCCCAGGGCCGGCCUCCCUACGCGCGCUCCCCUGCCUACCCCAGCCAGUCUUGGCCUGGGGUCCGUCCUCCCCUCUCUCCCUCCCCCCAUCCCCACCCACAAACCUCCCCACACCCUCAUCCUCAUCCCCAAUACAGCCCCCAUCCCCAUUAUCAUCCCCAACACAGCCCCCAACCUCAUCCCCAACACAGCCACCAUCCUCACCCUCAACCCCAUCCCCAUUAUCAGCCCCAAACCUCCCCACACCCCUAUCCUCACCCCCAAGACAGCCCUCAUCCUCAACCCCACCCACAUCCUCGACCCCACCCUCAACCCCAUCACUCUCCCUCCACCCACCCCCAUCAUCAGCCCCACCCUCACCCCCAAACCUCCCCACACCCCCAUCCCCGACCCCAUCACCCUCCCCACUCUCCUUCCUACCACCCCCAGGUCAGCAGUGCAAAGAGCCAUAUCCAUCCCAUGAUGCAGCAGCAGCAGGCUGAGCAGUACGGGCAGGGAAUGACCCCCAUGCCGCACCACCCAGGCAUGAACCCCAUGGGCCCCGGAGGUGUGGGCCCCAGCCCUGGAGGCCUCUACAGCCAGCAGCCAGGGGCUAACACCUCUGGAAGGAUGACCCCACAGGGGCCCCACCCGCUCUACAACGCACCCCCACCCUCAGGGCCCAUGCAGAUGGGAGGAGAGGGGAUGGUGGGUCCCCCUGACCCCAAACGGAGGCCCCCAGAGCAGCACAGGGAGGGCAACACUCCUGCCCCUGCCAUCGAACCACCACCUAAACCCAAGGACCGCUACAGCUCCUCUCAGUGUAUGUCCCAGCCCCCCACCCCAUGUCCCCUGUCCCCCAGCCCUGCUAGUCUGUCCUCUUGUCACGGGGCGCAGGACAGCAGAGAUAUCAUUAGCAGCCACCCUGCUGUCGCUGGGGCCUGGCCAAAGACCCCCACCAGCCCUAAACCCAGCCCGGCCACCAUGACCAAUGAGAAGAUCCGCAUCCUGUAUGAGAUGGGCGGGGAGCCCGAGAGGAGGAUGUGGGUGGACCGCUACCUGGCCUUCAUGGAGGAGAGGGGCACGCCCGUACCCAUGCUGCCUGCCGUGGGCAAGAAGCCCCUGGACCUAUGCCGCCUCUAUCUGUCUGUCCGAGAGAUAGGAGGCUUGGCUAUGGUGAACAAGAGUAAGAAGUGGAGGGAGCUGUCUACCCACCUCAACGUGGGCACGUCCAGCAGCUCCGCCAGCUCUCUGAAGAAGCAGUACAUCCAUUACCUGUUUGCCUUCGAGUGUAAAGUGGAGCGGGGAGAGGAGCCGCCGCUGGAGAUCCCGGGAGAAACCAAGAAACAGGCCCAGGCGCACCAGGCUAGGAUCCAGCCGCCCUCACCAGCCAACUCCGGCUCCCUACAGGGCCCCCAUACCCCCCAGUCUACAGGCAGCAGCUCCAUGAGUGAGAUGCCAGAGGGUAUGAAGCGCCCGACCCCAGCCACCACACCCCACGGACACAUGACCCCACAGCCAGGAAACAGGAACAGUGGUGGUAUCCGUGUCCAGGAUCCCUUCUCAGAGAUCAGUGACCCUGCCUUCCACAAGCGAGGGCCUAUGCCCUCUGGCGCCCCCUACCAGCAGAGUGGCGGUAGUUCAGACCCCUCCAUGAGGAUGCAGUACGACGCCAACAAGGACCUCUAUGGAGGGCCCCAGAAAGGGCCAGGGGGCAGUGAGUCCUAUGGACCAGGUCAGAUGCCCAGCGGUGCCGUGCAGGAUAUGUACCCCCGUGGUCCUCCCUCAAGAGCCAUGCCAGGGAUGGGCAUGGGCCCCGGCCCGCGGCCACAGUACCCCUACGGGCCUGGCUACGACAGAAGACCAGACCAUGUGAUGGGUCCAGAGGGGGGUAUGGCUCCCCCUGGGGGUCAGAACAAUAUGGGACCUUCCAGCGGUGACCCCAGCAUGUACUCUGCCAACAGAUACCCUCAGCAGAGACCACAUGGACAUGAGAGUUACGGGCAGCAGCAAUACCCUCACGGCCCCAUGCCCUACGGCUCUCACCAGCCUGGAAUGUAUCCACAGCAACAGGGCUAUAAGAGGCCAGUAGGACCAGAGGUUAUGUACGGUCCCCCUGCUAAGCGCCAUGAGGGUGAGGCCUACAGCAUGCAGCAGUACGGAGGACAGCAGCCAGGCAUGUACACCCAGUACGGAGGGAAUUACAUGGGGCCAGAGCGCAGGCCCAUGCAGGGCCAGUACCCUUACCCCUACAGCCGAGACCGCAUGGGGGCCACCCAGGGGCCACAGCAACACGCCAUGAUGAGUGGUGGGCCCCCUGCUUCUUCCGGAGCCUCUGCAGAGGGCCCACAGCUUAACAUGUGGCACCCCAGGACAGACAUGGGCUACCCCGGGCCUUACCGUGGCCAACUGGGCCAGGGGCCCCCUUACCCUGGUUUGGGACGGGGCCUGGGGGAUGACCCAGAGGGUAGGAACUCCCCAGAUGGGCAGUGGCCCCCCGGACCUCCAGGCCAGCACCAGCCCCCGUAUCCACCCCACUCCUCCUCUGCCUCCUCCAUGCCCCCAAUGGCAUCCAGACAGCCCACCUCCUACCAAUCCAACCCCGCCAUGGCCAACCACAUCUCUAGAGCCCCCAGCCCCUCGCCCUUCCCCCGGCCCAUGGGGGGAUCCGGGCCCCUGUCCCCCAACAAUGGGGGCCCCUACAUGGCAUCUCUGAAGAAGGCAGGGAUGCCCGGAUCCAUGCCAGGCUCACUCGGCGGAGGGAUGUCAGGGCAGGGCAUUCUACCUCUCCACAGAGAUAUCAGCUUCCCCGUGGGGUCAGUGGAGGCCACCCUGCCCAAACUCAAGGCCCGACGCAGACUUACCUCCAAGGAGACCGGAACUCCGGAGGCGUGGCGCGUGAUGAUGUCCCUUAAAUCAGGUCUGCUGGCGGAGAGCACGUGGGCCCUGGACACCAUCAACAUCCUGCUGUAUGACGACAACACUGUGUCCUCCUUCACCCUCGCACAGUUGCCUGGCUUCCUGGAGCUGAUCGUGGAGUACUUCCGCCGGUGCCUGAUCUCCAUCUUUGGGAUCCUGGAUGAGUAUGAGGUGGGCACAGAGGGACAGAGAACGCUGCUAGGACCAAUCGCAGACCAGGAGGAAGAGCCUACCGUUCCAGAGCUCGGCAGCCAAUUACGCGAAGAGCAGAGGGAUAACAGGCCAGAAGAGGCGGAGAUAGAGAAGCCCACAGCCAACGGCAGCACAGAGGAGGCGGUCCCAGACGAAAAGACGGAGGAGCCUGUUGAGGUGACUGUGAAAGAGGAGAAGGUAGAAGGGGAAGAAUCUGAGGUGGGGGCAACCACGGAUCAGUCUGAACCUCCCCAGCCCGAGGGGCCCCCAGAGCCGAGGCCCAAACAGGCCAGUAAGUACGACAAGCUGCCUAUCAAGGUGGAGGAGAAGAGUGCGGAGGAGGACCAGGUGGAGGAGCGCCAGGGACUCAGCCUGCCCAGGGGCUUCAGCUCCGGCCUGCUGCACUGGAAGGCUGGAGGGGGGGACUCCACGGCCCACAUCCAGACACACUUCGAGAAACGCAGCGAAGAGACGGACAGCAAGCAUACAGAGGAGAGGAAGGUGGAAGAAGGGGCCGUUGUAGAGAAGACCAUGACUGAGACAGCCACCGUGGACGAAAUGCUGAGUGCCCGACCAGGCUCUCAGUCUCUGUCAGAGAGGAACGAUCUUACUGGGACCUUCUCCUUUGUAGAAGGGGCGCAGACCCAAAGCCCUAUCUUGACCCUGCUGGAGGACGAGCCUCGCUGCUGGGACGAGGCGCCCCUCUCCACGGCCGAACCCUGGCAGGACGCCCUGGCCCGCCGUUGUGUCUGCGUCUCCAACAUCGUCCGCGGCCUCUCCUUCAUCCCAGGGAACGACAACGACAUGUCCCGCCACCCAGGCCUGGUGCUGAUCCUGGGGCGGCUGGUCCUUCUGCAUCACCUGCACCCCCAGAGGAGGAGGACGCCCCCCAGCUACCAGAGAGAGGAGGAGCAGGGCCGGGCCUGCAGCAAGGACGAGUGGUGGUGGGACUGUUUGUCAGCCCUCAGGGAGAACACUCUGGUCACCCUGGCUAACAUCUCAGGUCAACUAGACCUGUCCCUCUACCCAGAGAGCAUCUGUCUGCCCAUCCUGGACGGGCUGCUCCACUGGAUGGUGUGUCCCUCUGCCGAGGCCCAGGACCCCUUCACCACGGCGGGCUGCUCCUCCUCCCUCACACCUCAGAGAUUGGUGUUGGAGUGCCUGUGCAAGCUGAGCAUCCAGGACAACAACGUGGACCUCUUGCUGGCCACGCCGCCGUUCAGCCGCCAGGAGAAGCUCUACGCCACCCUGGUGCGCCACGUGGGUGAGCGGAAGUCCCAGGUGUGCCGGGAGAUGGCGGUGGCUGUGCUCUCUAACCUGGCACAGGGGGACCCGACGGCGGCGCGUGCCAUCGCUCUGCAGAAGGGCAGCGUGGGAACACUCAUCGGCUUCCUGGAGGACUGCGUGGCCAUGGCCCAGCACCAGCAGGGACCCCACAGCCUGCUACACCCAGCACCAGUCCCCCACCCCGAACCCCCCAGCGUUAACAUGAUGUGCAGGGCCGCCAAGGCUCUGCUGGCCAUGGCCAAGGUGAAGGAGAACCGGCCAGAGUUUGUUCUCUACGAGAGCAGGCUACUGGAUAGCUCUCUGUCCUCUGUGCUGAGCUCUGCCGUGGCGGCCAUCAUGUGUGAAGUACUGUUUAAGAUUGGACGCUCCUCGUGACAGCCACAGGCAAAGACACAGAGGGAGGGGGGGUGCUUGGUCUGACAGCCAAGCUACAGUGAACACGAACAUGGGUGUGCGUGGUAUAAUAUUUUUAUUUAAAUAAAACAAAAAUGUUUUUACAUACAAAUAAAUAUAUAGAAUAUAUAUAGGUCCUAUGCCCCAUUCGCAACCUUCAUUUGGGAUUUUUAAAUCAUUUUAAUACAAAUAUUUAAUACUUUGUAUUUUACAUUUUUAUCUAUUAUUUUUAUUUGUCGGUUCUUUUUGUUUUAACCAAAGUUGGCACCCGAUGAUAGAGAACGUACUUUAGUUUUGGGGUCUCUUGCUCUUAAAAAAAUGUUUGGUAAUUAUCCGUGGCUGUUUGUCUGUGUGGGAUCUUUCUGAUGGUGGUUUUCUGCAGGAAGAAGCAGACUUAUUUAAAUUGUGAAUCAUGUUGUAGAUAGACCUCUUAUGUAUUAAUGUAAAGGAAAAAAACACUGACUUAACUCUGAAUAUACAGAUCAUCAUGUAUCCUGUUCUGGGGGGGAGAAAGUAUAUUGUGCAAAAGGAUUAAGGGCCUGACUCAAUCAGAACCACUUUAGCCGACAUCCGCAUAGCUGAUAUUUUGAUGGUGGAACUGCGUUAGAGCUGUCAAAUCAGCAGGAUUCCACCCUGCAUCCCACUGCUGGCUUGCCUCUGAAGCUAAGCAGGGUUGGUCCCUGGAUGGGAGACAAGAUGCUGCUGGAGGGCCAGUAGGAGGCACCCUUUCCUCUGGUCUAAAAAUUCUAUUUCCCAAUGCCAGUGAUUGGAAAGGGGGAUACCUAGUCAGUCGUACAACUGAAAUGUGUCUUCUGCAUUUAACCCAACCCCUCUGAAUCAGAGAGGUGCGGGGGGGGGGCUGGCCCUGUGUAGGGUGUGAUGUUAAAGGGGCUCUGUGGUCACUAAAGAUCCCCUGGCACUUAGGGGGGUGUUAACGCUGGUGUCCUGGCUAAAUUCCCAAUCUGGCCCUCAAAUCAUCCCCCUCUCACCUGUAACUAUUCCCCAGCUCGUUGCUGUAAAUGAGAAUUUGUUCUCAGUCUACUUACCUGGUAAAAUAAAAUCUACAAGCGGCUCCUGGCAUUAUACCUAAAGUGAACAUUGCCAUUGGCUGCAUGGAGUCGCAUUAAGAAAAAUCCCACGCAGCCUUGUUUACAAGUUUGAACACUGGAAUGUGAGAGAAAAUUCCUCAUUAUUUCAUUUGAAUGAUUUUCAAUUCGAUGGGUGUGGCUUCAUGACAAUAACCACAAGAGCAGCUGCUCACCAAUUUGACAGCACGGCUGAAACAUGAGCUAUACGGGUGUCGGCUAUCGCUGGAUAACGCUUGAUCAGAUUGUAAUUAGGCCUUAGUUGGCUUGUUUGGGGGAGAUUAUGAAAUAAGCAUUGCAUAAUAAUAUUACAAUACCAGUAUGAGGGAGACAUGAGUCACCCUGUUCAACUGACUUACUUCCUGGUAACCAUAGCAACAGACAGGUAAACUCUCAAACCCACGUGCAGUACUUCCCUCAGUCUUAUUUUUUCUUUUUAUAUAUAUAUAUAUAUAUAUAUAUAUAUAAGCCCAUUUGUAUAUAGAAGUUGUAUAUUCAGACAGCCCUAUUUGGUAUCUUCUCCGAGAGAUGUGGUAUAGAGAAGUGAUGGUAGUUGAUCAAUAUAAUGGAUGUUAUGAUUACUUUGUAUUUGAAUUAUGGAUAUUUGGUGACUCUUCAACUGGAGGUCAGUCAUUUUAUGUAUUUAAAAGAAUUAUGUUGACUGACUGACACAGGUCUCUUGACAUUUAGGGAUGAUUUCAGUCUGACUAGUUUUGACACUUAUUUAGAUUGUACAGUCAGCUAACUAAUAAAUCACAAUGGGAAGAACUGUAUUCCGGAAUUGAAUUGUUUAAAAAAAAAUCAUGUCCGAUUGACAGUUAACAUUUGAACAUUGUUUUCAGUAAAAUGUUUAUACUAUAUGUUCCACAUGUUAAGAAUAAAUGUACAUGAAAUCUG